Messenger RNA from Melitaea cinxia (Glanville fritillary), 838 nucleotides. RefSeq names its product thialysine N-epsilon-acetyltransferase-like. The record is from RefSeq and is a predicted model, not a curated record. Lineage: Eukaryota; Metazoa; Arthropoda; Insecta; Lepidoptera; Nymphalidae. Bases 184 to 714 code for a protein of 176 amino acids. The transcript is spliced from 4 exons. Gene Ontology annotation, molecular function: N-acetyltransferase activity.
CAAAAUUUUGUUAUCAUUCGUAGAUAACUGUCAUAUUUUAUUGAAAUUCUGAAGUUAUUAUCUUUGGUUAUCAUUUGCAGUAUACAGAAAUGUAAGCACAGCGUAUAAUAAUCUCAAAGUUACAUUGAUAAGAUAAAGACAUUGCCAAUAAGUUAAACCAUACAAAUACUUGUUUAUUUCAAAAUGAGUACGAAAUAUAGUGAUGGUGAAUUAAAUAUACGUCGCGCUAAAAAGGACGAUAUGACUGCUGUAGCCGAAAUGAUACAAGAACUUGCCGAUUUUGAGAAAAUGCCAAAUGGUCCCAAGUUAUCUGUGACAGAUUUAAAACGUGAUGGGUUCGAAUCACAGCCGCCUGCAUUUCAAUGUCUUGUUGCGGAGGUUUCUGGACGGGAUAGUAAUGUAAUAGUGGGCUAUGCUCUUUAUUUUCCUACAUAUUCCACGUGGGAAGGUAAAUCUAUGAUGCUAGAAGAUCUUUACGUACGCACAAGUGAACGUCGUCGAGGAGUCGGUGAUAAAUUAUUUAAUGCUGUUGCAAAUGAAGCAAAGGCAUCUGGUUCAUCUAGGCUAGACUUCCAUGUUUUAGAAUGGAAUGACGCUCGGUCCUUCUAUGAAGGAAAGGGAGCUGUGAACUUAACAAAAACUGAGCAGUGGUGCUACUACCGGCUCACGGGGGAGUCGUUACAACGAGCGGCGCUACAAGGAAAAAUUAAAUGAAACCAGACUUUAAGUGCAUCAAUAUAUUUGAUAUAGAUAGAAUUUUACAUCACAUUCUCAAUACGUUUAUAGCAAUAAUUUGAAAUUUUUUACACUCGUUCAAAAUAAAGUUUUGUAAAAUGCA